This is a messenger RNA of Maudiozyma barnettii, 1461 nucleotides long. RefSeq names its product N-acetylphosphatidylethanolamine-hydrolyzing phospholipase D (gene FMP30). Bases 1 to 1461 code for a protein of 486 amino acids. Gene Ontology annotation, molecular function: N-acylphosphatidylethanolamine-specific phospholipase D activity. The transcript has a single exon. Gene Ontology annotation, cellular component: membrane-bounded organelle; cytoplasm. The record is from RefSeq and is a predicted model, not a curated record. Gene Ontology annotation, biological process: N-acylethanolamine metabolic process; N-acylphosphatidylethanolamine metabolic process. Lineage: Eukaryota; Fungi; Ascomycota; Saccharomycetes; Saccharomycetales; Saccharomycetaceae.
AUGAUCAAUGUAUAUAGUACCACUCGGAUCGCAAAAUUACAUGUAUUUCCUUCUUCAACAUUGUUGUUAAAAUCUGAGUCGAGAAUACUUGCGAAAUAUGCACAAAGCAGUAGCAAUGUUCUAACAAAGAAGUUUUCCAAGGUAUUUUAUUCCCAACAGGCGAACCAAGGGGAGUCUCGUAACGAUAAGGAAAAAUCAAGUCGAUCAAAGAAGUUUUUUGUUAGAGUAGGCUUUGGUCUAUUAAUUCCCUAUACUUGCUAUGCAGUAUUUGUCUCUCUAUCAGCAUUUAGGGAAAUUGGAAUCAGGAAUAACUUAUUGGCAGAUGUCGAGAAAGAUGAUAACAGGAAUUUCGAAGGUACUUUAUUGAAAUAUUCGCCAUUACAAGUAUUAGGACGUUAUGAAAAUCCGUUCCCUGAAUAUAGAAUUCAAACCGUUUAUGAAUUUUUUUUCAAUAGAGUGGUUGAGUUGUUUGAACGUAAUAGAGGUGGGAUUCCUCCUGAUCCAAGACAAAUGGAGAAGUUGAUGCCCGUUCAUAAGCCAGUUUGGCCCUCUGAGAUAGAAGAUACCACUGAUUUAUUAAUUGACUAUAAGAUAGUACAUAGAGAUUCGGCAGAUUUCCAUGACGGGCGGAAUGUCAACUUGACAGGUCCCUAUGAGCCAGAAAAUAUCCCAAUAUAUAAUACAUGGCUUGGUCAAUCUUGUAAUUAUGUUAUGUACAACGGAUUGAAAAUUAUAACAGAUCCGAUCUUUAGCGAAUAUCUACUUAGGGAGAAUAUAGGCCCCAAGAGAAUUACAGGUAGACCUGCUCUAAUUACAGAAGUUCCUGAGCCUGAUAUCAUAUUGAUAUCGCAUAAUCAUCCUGAUCAUCUCGAUAUGAUGAGUCUGGAUCACUGGGCUACAUCAAACACAUUAUGGAUAGUACCGAAGGGCAUGGGGAAAUUUAUGAGGAAUCAUAAUGUGAAAAAUGUUAUUGAAUUGUCAUGGUGGGAUAAAUGUGAGUUAAUUAAAAACAAUCAAAAUUAUGAAGUGGCUUGUACGCCUGCAAUGCAUUGGUCAGGAAGGUAUGUAUAUGAUACAAACCAAUCGUUAUGGUGUACAUUUAUGUUUUCUCAUAAUGAUAGACCGAUCAUGUUCCAUGGCGGUGACACAGGUUAUGUGAAUGAUUUGUUUAAGAGAAUUGGAGAAAGGUAUGGUCGCGGUGUCAGGUUGGCAUUAUUACCUUGCGGGCAAUAUUGUCCUGAAUGGCAUCAGAGACCAAGACACAUAAACCCCAAUGAGGUGAUCAAGAUAAUGAAUGAUUUGAAAGCAAGAAAUGUGUUAGGUGUACAUUGGGGGACUUUUUUGUUAAGUGGUGAAUAUUUUCUUGAACCAAAGGAAAAAUUGGAACAAUUGGCUGUAUUUGCUGGCAUUAGGGAUAAUUGUUAUUGUCCAGAACUGGGUGAAACCAUUAAAUUUGAAUAA